Molecule: messenger RNA, 1260 nt
Organism: Mesorhabditis belari
Lineage: Eukaryota; Metazoa; Nematoda; Chromadorea; Rhabditida; Rhabditidae
Source: the annotation of a GenBank genome assembly
AUGCCGACAAGAAUUGUCGAAAAAGAUCAAGAAAACGAUGGCCCUUUCGAGAAUCGACGAGUCAACUCUUCGGAAAUAGCACCAGAUGCGGAGGGUCCAUUUGGGGUGCGCCUUAGCGACGAUAUGCUCAACGUGUUCUGCGAUCGCGUGCAACUCGCCGCUCCGGACCGUAUUAACGGCUUUUUUGCGAUUCAAUCGAUUUUGUGCGACCCAGCCUCGCUUCGAUCGCAAAUUCAGCCGCGUCAAGAAGUCAUCCAAAUUGUCUUCGACCAGGAACGGGAGCACUACAUUACGGCUCAUCUCUUUUACGUGAAUAAGGUGCCCACUCUACGAGUUUACGAUCCAUUACUGCAUGCGAAAAAUGUUAGAAAUCGGGAUUUGAAAGACAUGAUGAGCCCAUCGAUCAUUCGACAAAUUUUGGACCUCUUCGGACAUCUCCUUUUCGGUGUUGCUCAGCCAGGCGUGGUCCCUGUUGAAUAUGUGCACGACAUUGACCCUCAGACAGAUGGAUGGAGUUGUGGAUAUCGAGCAAUCGGGGUUGUGAUGGAUUUGUUGAGGGACAGGCGUCCCAUCGACUCAAAUUACGAUGCUCGCUCGCUCUAUGACUUGUACAUUUGGGCGAAUCGCGAUGGAUCGCACUCGUGGCACGAAUUUAUGAAGUUCCCGUAUCGUAGCUAUCGCCUCCGGAAUUAUGUUAGAAAUGGCAUUGUUGUGUUCACCGAGGAAUUCUACAAGGAGAAAGUCGACAAAACGAUCAGCGAUGAGAGAAUGAUCGACAGGACCAGGAAGCCGAAUCAAAUCAAGAAGGAGGCAGAAAAUCAACGACCGGAGACGCCUGUCAUGCCUACAGUUGCCGCCAAAAACACGUCACCUCAGCCACCAAAGAAGACCGAAUCGAAGUCGAAAGAGACCCCAAAAAAGGCUGAAAAGAAUCAGACCAAGAAGCCGGUUCAAAUGGUAGUGGAUCAAGAGUUGAGCAAUAUGGCAAACUGCUUCGCCAGGCUUGCCGUCACUCCCACCCAGGCAUUGAGUGCAAUGAGGAUAGUUGUGCCAGCAAAACCAAAGGAAAGGAAAGGAGCAACCGUCAAAUUCGAUCCCGUCGAUGAUGUGAAGAGACGGUGCGUGGAGAAAAUGGCGCUUAUGACGGAAAUGAAGCAUGAAGGCCCAAACCGCACGCACUCGUCGAUCGCAGUCUCCGUACGUCCACAGCGAACACGACGCCCAGUGCUGCUUGGCAAAAUCACGAAGAAAAAUUGCUUG